GCUGCAGCCAUGGCUGGGCCGGCGCGCCGCUGCUGCCUGGGCUGGGACUUCAGCACGCAGCAGGUGAAAGUUGUUGCUGUUGGUGCAGACCUGAAUGUCUUCUAUGAGGACAGUGUGCAUUUUGACAGAGACCUUCCACAAUUUGGGACCCAGGGUGGUGUGCAUAUCCACAAGGAUGGGCUGACGGUCACUUCUCCCGUCCUGAUGUGGGUCCAGGCUCUGGAUGUCAUCUUGGAGAAGAUGAAGUCUUCAGGCUUUGACUUCUCUCAAAUCCUCGCCUUGUCGGGGGCAGGCCAGCAACACGGAAGUGUAUACUGGAAGGCCGGGGCCAGCCAGGCACUGACAAGCCUGUCACCAGACCUCCCAUUACACCAGCAGCUGGAGGCCUGCUUCUCCAUCAGCGACUCUCCGGUGUGGAUGGACUCCAGCACCACAGCCCAGUGCCGCCAGCUGGAGGCUGCCAUGGGUGGGGCGCAGGCUCUCAGCUGCCUCACGGGGUCCCACGCCUAUGAGCGUUUUACAGGAAACCAAAUCGCAAAGAUAUUCCAGGAGAGCCCUGAGGCCUACUCCCUCACGGAGAGGAUUUCGUUGGUCAGUAGCUUUGCUGCUUCCCUGUUCCUUGGGUCUUACUCCUCUAUUGACUACAGCGAUGGUUCUGGGAUGAACCUGUUGCAGAUUUGUGACAAAGUCUGGUCCCAGGCCUGUCUUAGUGCCUGUGCCCCUGAUUUAGAGGAGAAGCUCGGACGGCCUGUGCCUUCGUCUUCAGUUCUGGGCACCAUUUCUUCCUACUACGUCCAGCGCUAUGGAUUCCACCCAGGAUGCCAAGUGGUGGCCUUCACUGGGGACAACCCAGCGUCUCUGGCAGGCAUGCGGCUGGAGGAAGGGGACAUUGCGGUCAGCCUGGGCACCAGCGACACCCUGUUUCUCUGGCUCCGGGAGCCCACGCCCUCCCUGGAAGGCCACAUCUUCUGCAACCCGGUUGACCCCCAGCACUACAUGGCCCUCCUGUGCUUUAAAAAUGGUUCCCUGAUGAGAGAGAGGAUCCGAGAUGAGUCAGCCUCCUGCUCCUGGAGUGAGUUCUCUAAGGCGCUGCUGGCCACGGAGAUGGGAAACGGCGGAAACCUGGGUUUUUACUUUGACGUAAUGGAGAUCACCCCAGAAAUUAUUGGGCGCCACAGGUUUAAUGCAGAAAACUGCGAGGUCUCAGCAUUCCCCAGGGAUGUGGAGAUUCGAGCACUGAUCGAAGGACAAUUCAUGGCCAAGAGGAUUCAUGCCGAGGGCCUGGGCUACCGAGUCAUGCCUAAGACAAAGAUUCUGGCCACUGGGGGAGCGUCUCACAACAGAGACAUCUUGCAGGUGCUCGCAGAUGUGUUUGAUGCCCCGGUGUAUGUCACAGACACUGCCAACUCGGCCUGUGUGGGCUCCGCGUACCGAGCUUUUCACGGCCUUGCAGCUGGAGCAGCGGUGCCCUUUGCAGACGUGGUGAAGUUAGCUCCACAGCCCAGGUUAGCUGUGACCCCGACCCCAGGAGCCGCUCAGGUCUAUGAGGCCCUCCUCCCACAGUACGCCAAACUGGAGCAGAGAAUCUUGUCCCAGACCCGGGGGCCCCCUGAGUAAAUUCUGCCUGCCCAGACUCACUGAGCCCACAUGGAGACGUGGCCCUGGACGGCAGAGACCAUCCCUGUUCUGGGGCGCUGCCUGCCUGUGCUGACUCCUCCAGUGCCCCAGCCCUGGCCAGGAGCACCUGGAACCCGGCCUUAGCGCGUCUUCCUGAAGACAGACGGGCUGCCUUUGCCCUGUGCCCUCAUGCCCCAGGGCAGGAAAGCAGCUCUCUUUUCCUGUCUUAUUCCAGGAGGCAGGGCACUGCUGAGUCUGAGAUACAUCCAAUAAAAAUUGUGCCGUUUCCCCUUUCAGAAAGCAGAAUUAAGGCAAAUACAAAGAUAUUAGAAUGGAGGGAGACAGCCCUCCCCCACGCCCUGACCCCAUCAGCCACCCUCCUCCACUCCCUGACCCCAUCAGCCAUCCCUCCCCCACAUCCCAACCCCAUCAGCCAUCCCUCUCCUACACCCCAACCCCAUCAGCUAUCCCUCCCCCACACUGUGACCCCGUCAGCCAUCCCUCCUCCAUACCCCAACCCCAUUAUCCAUCCCUCCCCCACACCCCGAACCCAUCAGCCACCCUCCUCCAUACCCUGACCCCAUCAGCCACCCUCUUCCAUACCCUGACCCCAUCAGCCAUCCCCCCUCCACAGCCUGACCCCAUCAGCUAUCCCUCCUCCACACCCUGACCCCAUCAGCCAUCUCUCCCCCAUACCCUGACCCCAUCAGCCACCCUCUUCCACUCCCUGACCCCAUCAGCCAUCCCUCCCCCACACCCCGAACCCAUCAGCCAUCCCUCCCCCACACCCCGAACCCAUCAGCCAUCCCUCCCCUACACCCCGACCCCAUCAGCCACCCUCCUCCAUACCCUGACCCCAUCAGCCAUCCCUCCUCCAUACCCUGACCCCAUGAGCCAUCCCUCCCCCACACCCUGACCCCAUGAGCCAUCCCUCCCCCACACCCUGACCCCAUCAGCCAUCCCUCCUCCACACCCUGACCCCAUCAGCCAUCCCUCCCCCACACCCUGAUCCCAUCAGCCAUCCCUCCUCCAUACCCUGACCCCAUCAGCCAUCCCUCCUCCAUACCCUGACCCCAUCAGCCAUCCCUCCAUACCCUGACCCCAGCCCACCCCCUUCUCCAACCCUGACUCUGACCAUCGCUCCCCAAGCUCUGGCCCACAGUCACCCACGCGCCAAACACCCCCGUCCCUCCACUCCCACCGUAUCCCCCAGCUGCCUUUCACACAGCCUGACACCCCCCAUGUCCCCAGUCUUCCCUCCACAUUUCAGGUAUCUGAAGUGCCCUCCCAGCUUCCUUUCUUAUCUGUCCCAUGCUCACCCCACCUUCAUUCCCUCAUCCUCCUCUCCCUUCAGCAUCUGCCCCCCUCCCCGUUUGAUUUCUCCUCUUUGCUCCCUUCGCCCCUCCACCUGGUGUGACACCUCCAACCUGAGAAACCUGACAGCCCUGACGGACAGGCAUCCUGUGCCCUCCUUCAGCUGCGACCAUGGCUGCCUGACUCCUGGGCACACCAGAUGACUUGGAGAGGUCAUCUCCCAGGUGGCACAAUUUAGGGCUUAUCUCUCUCUCUUUUUCUGUCUCUACUUGUUGAAGAAACUGGGUCAUUUAUCUGGGAGAAUUUCCCAAAUUCAGUAUUUCCUGAUUAUACCCUUGUGUUGUUGAGGUGUAAUCCGUACUGAAGGCUGUGGCCUUUGAUCUUCAUCUGUAAGUGCCUCAGGUCGUCUUCGCUUUCAUCAAGGAAGGCGUCAGCAAGCAACGUGAAGAAAACAAAAAUCCUCACAACUGGACCAAUAAGCCACAUCAUGAUAAACAGAAAAGAUGGAAGUUGUCAAAGAUUUCACUUUACCUGGAUCCACAAUCAACACCCGUGGAAGCAGCAGCGAAGAAAUCAAACAAUGUACUUCAUUGAGCAAAUCUGCUGCAAAGGACCUCUUUAAAGUGUUAAAAUGCAGAGAUGUCACUUUGAGAACUAAGCCAUGGUAUUUUCAGUUGCCGCAUAUGCAUGCGAAAGCUGGACAAUGAAUAAGGAAGACCAGAGAUUUGAUGCCUUUGAAUUAUGUUAUUGGCAAAGAGUAUUGACUAUAGCAUGGACUCUGAGAAGAAAGAACAAAUCUGUCUUGAAAGAAGUACAGCCAGAAUGCUUCUUAGAAGCGGGAUGGCAAGACUUCAUCUCAUGUACUUAGGACAUGUUAUUAGGAGGGACCAGUCCCUGGAGAAGGACAUCAUGCUUGGUAGAGGGUCAGCGAAAAAGAGGAAGACCCUGGACGAGAUGGAUUGACACAGUAGCUGCGAUUGUGGGCUCAAGCAUAACGAUUGUAAGGAUGGCACAGGACUGGGCAGGUUUUUUGCUCUGUUGUAUGUAGGGUCACUAUAUACAGUAAGUGUAUAAUAUGGGCAACCGUAUCAGGCAAAUCAAUGAAUGUGAAAAGACUCAGCUAUUAAAAAGUUUACAUUGGCUCACAAACCAGCAUCUUAUUUUUUGUUACUUACUAGAGACACACCUAAAAUAAACCGAUUCAGAAAAGCUAAAAAGUAAAGGGAUGGGCAGAGAUAUACCAGGCAAAUUCAAACCGUAAGAAGCCAAGACUACAGUAUUCACAUCUGACGAAGUAGAAUUUGGGGGAGACAUUAGACAAGACUAAAAAGGAUACUUUAUAAUUCUAAAAGCCAUCAAUUCACAAUGAAGAUCUAUUAGUUGUGAAUAGCUACGUGAGGAAAACAGAAACUUAGCAGUAAUAGGGAACUUUAAAACACUACUCUCAGUCCAAGACUGAAGUUAAGAAGAAAAAAUUAGAAAGGAUGUAGGAGAGCUAAACAGAAUAAAGUAGACCUGAAUAUGUAUUGAGCUGUACAUUCUGAUCAUAGAGAAAUGCCUGUUAGAAACACUGACUAUUUAAGCUGGCGCGGAGGAUAGUUUGGCAGUUCCUAAAAAAAUUAAACACAAAUACCAUAUGGCCCUGCAAUUCCACUCCUAAGUGUAUACACAAAAGAAUUGAAAGAGACACAAACAGACAAACGUACACCAGUGUUCAUUGCAGCAUUAUUCACAAUAGUGAAAAAGGUGGAAACAACCCAAGUGCCCAUCAACAGAGGAAUGGAUA
This is a messenger RNA of Loxodonta africana (African savanna elephant), 4717 nucleotides long. RefSeq names its product xylulokinase (gene XYLB). The coding region runs from base 10 to 1617 and encodes 535 amino acids. The record is from RefSeq and is a predicted model, not a curated record. NCBI's taxonomy places the organism in Eukaryota, Metazoa, Chordata, Mammalia, Proboscidea, Elephantidae. Gene Ontology annotation, biological process: phosphorylation; xylulose metabolic process; D-xylose metabolic process. The transcript has 19 exons. Gene Ontology annotation, molecular function: D-xylulokinase activity. Gene Ontology annotation, cellular component: cytosol.